UAAUAUUUGUGGUAGCAAUAACAAUAUACCUAUUGGGUUCUGAAAACAUAAUUGUAGAAACAAUAUUAGAUAAGUACAAGCGAGACGUAUACGUUGCCUAAGUGUUAACAGAAAGAAAAUGGGUAAAGAAAAUGAUUCUGAUAAUUCGAAAAAAAGAAGAAAAUCGAUUAGUGGAAAUUCUGGAAUAUCGCUUAAAGAAGGAGAUAUGUAUAAGGUUAUAAUCAGUUACGAAGAGAAAGAAGCUAUAGAAAGAUUGCCGGAAAAUGAUUCUGAGAGUUUUCUGUCGACUUGCGACAGUAUACGUAAAGCCAUGAAUAAAAUAGCAAAACUGAAAAUCAAUGGAGAUACGAAUGCCCAAGAUGAGAUACGUGAACUUCAAAUUCAGACGUCAUUAGCAUUUAUCGAACUUAAGAAAUUAAAUAGAAUGGAAAAGUUUCGAACAAAAUUUGCCAGAGAUUCUCUUAUAUCCUCCAAGAGCAGUGUCGAUAGUAGGCAUUUACAUUUACAAAAUUUAUUAUAUGAAGUGAUGCACUUAAAGAAAGAAGUUAUUAAAUGUCUUCAAUUUAAGUCUAAAGAUGAAUUGAUACAACUUGUAUCGGAAGAAGAAUUUCAUAAGCACGCACCUGAAAAUAUUUGUAGACCAGAAAUAACAAAACAUAAUCCUCAUCAACUAAGAUUAGCACGUUUAGAAUGGGAAUUAACGCAGAGAAAACAACUGGCUGCUCUGUGCGAUGAAUUGUCAGAAAGUAAAAAAGCAGUAGCCUCGAGCAUCGAGUCUAAACAAUCUCGACUAGAUAAUCUUGCACCACAGCUUCAUUCGAUUUUAGAAGCAAGCAAACCGCUUCAAGAAAGUCUUGGUUUACCAUUGGACAAGAUCAGACAAGAACAUCAUAAAGCAAUGUUACUUGCAUCACCAUUGUAUGUUCUUUAUGCAAAAGCAUCUGCAUAUAGAGAUGCAUAUGAUAACACUAUAAUAGUAAAAGUGGAAGGUGACGAGGAAGAAGCAAAACGUGCAAAUAACCAAGACGGAUUGCAAGAAUCUGAUUCAGAUCCAGAAUUUUUAUCCGAAAGUGUCAUAGAAGAAAUACCUGUACAUAAAAAGAGGCAUCAUAGAUUAUCUAGAGAAGCUAGACAAGAAGAAAAGAAAUCAAAGUUAUUACAGAGACAUCCUUUAAACGUGAAGAUAGUUAUUAAACUGAAAAAUGAAACGAAAUUAACGUUACAGUUUUUUUAUAUAAUGUUUCUGAAAGUGGUUACUGUAGAAUCAAGAUUAAAAACUGAAGGUGUUGGAGGAAUUAGCACUGGAGACAUGCUCGUAUCAGAAUCAAUUUUACGAGAAUUGUAUCCGCGGGAUUUAGGAUUGGAGAGUCCAAAUCCUGCUAAUUACUAUCAAUUAAGCCGACAUAAUUUGGGUCAGUUUUCGACGCUUGGAUUGGGGAUUCCGUAUAAAUGGGCGCAAAGAAUGGCUGGUUUGCAUUUUAUUUCAUCUGAUAUUCGUGAACAAAAAUACACAAGUUCCGAAGUAACACAAGAUAGCGUCGACAGCGUACUAAGAGAAAUUAAAAGACGCGUAAAGGCAAGGUUGGAGUUGUGCACAGAAAUCCAGCAAUUAGAGUCUGGAAAUUUGCCAAUUUUUACUACUGCAAUUGAUGCUCUGCCCCAAAAACUUAGUACAAUUUUACAAAAAUUUACAACAAUAUCGUGGAACAGUUAUUCCACUUGCACUAACCCUGCCUUCCAACAGCAAGGAAUAGUGUCUUCGCUGGACAUAUUUUAUGAGGCUACACUUCGACGAGGGAACAAUGAAUUAAUUGCAAGAAUAGCUAUUAAGCCAGAUUAUCCAAAAAUUGCACCAGUAUUUAACAUUAGCGUAAGUCCUAUGGUACCAGCAUCUGUAGAUAUAUUGAGAGAUAUUGAAAGAGAAGUGAACGUCAUGUGGAUAAAGCCGCCAACGUUGUCUGCACAACUACAACGACUAAGAGCAUGUUUUGAUAUUUAUUUGGAAACAGAAAGUAUGAUACCGAAAGAAAAGAUAUUUUUCCAUCCUGUAAAAGGUCGUACCCGUGCCAGACCUUAUAAAUAUUUAGAAUUAGGCGGAGGAAUUUUUAUUCAUCGAUAA
This is a messenger RNA of Colletes gigas, 2119 nucleotides long. RefSeq names its product THO complex subunit 5 homolog (gene thoc5). Gene Ontology annotation, cellular component: THO complex part of transcription export complex. The record is from RefSeq and is a predicted model, not a curated record. Lineage: Eukaryota; Metazoa; Arthropoda; Insecta; Hymenoptera; Colletidae. Bases 119 to 2119 code for a protein of 666 amino acids. The transcript has 11 exons. Gene Ontology annotation, molecular function: mRNA binding. Gene Ontology annotation, biological process: positive regulation of DNA-templated transcription, elongation; mRNA export from nucleus.